Messenger RNA from Aureobasidium vineae, 1911 nucleotides. NCBI's taxonomy places the organism in Eukaryota, Fungi, Ascomycota, Dothideomycetes, Dothideales, Saccotheciaceae. The record is from the annotation of a GenBank genome assembly.
AUGCUCACCAAACCUCCUCAACUUGACUCCAAAAAAGCCGAUCGCGACACUCCCACAAUUGCUGCUCUGAAAUGUGCCUAUUCCCUGAUGCAGCAACGCAUCAUCUCCAACCCUAACGAUAUGAUGGGAAUCCUGCUCUUUGGCACCGAAAAGUCCCGCUUCCAGGACGAGAGUGCUUCUUCCAAGGGUCUCUCGUACCCUCACUGCUACCUCUUGACAGACCUGGAUGUUCCUGGAGCUAGAGAUAUCAAACGCCUGCGUGACCUCGUCAGCGAUGAGGAUCAAGCCAACGAAUUCCUUAAGCCUUCGACCGAUGCCGUAUCCAUGGCCAAUGUCUUGUUUUGCGCAAAUCAGAUCUUCACCACAAAGGCUCCCAAUUUCUCGUCGAGGCGCCUGUUCCUGGUCACCGACAACGACACGCCUCAUGAUGACGACAAAGCCUUGAGGUCGGCCGCCGCUGUCAGAGCAAAGGACUUGUACGACCUGGGCGUUGUCAUCGAGCUCUUCCCCAUCUCGAGUCCCGAACACACGUUCGAUCGCUCCAUCUUCUACAAUGUAUAUAUUUUCUCUGACUACUCUAUGAAUCUUGGCUCACACAAGACANNGGACAUCAUUUACAGCGCUAUACCUUCAGAUCCCGAUGCCCCUGCGCCUGUGACCAAGGCCUCCAGAGCUUCCGCCAGCGGUGAUGGUCUCACUCUACUACAAUCCCUCUUGUCCAACAUCAAUUCAAGAUCUGCUCCACGACGUGCCUUGUUCUCAAACAUACCUUUUGAGAUCGGUCCAGGUCUGAAGAUCUCCAUUAAAGGCUACAUAAUCAUCAAGCGCCAGGAACCCGCAAGAAGCAGCUAUGUUUUCAUGGGUGGAGAAAGACCCCAGCUCGCUGUUGGAUGUUCUACCCUCCAAGCAGAGGACACGGCAAGAUCGGUUGAAAAAGUUGAGAUCCGAAAAGCAUACAAGUUCGGAGGCGAGACUGUGUCUUUCACCCCAGAGGAGAUCUCGGAGAUCAGGCACUUCGGCGAUCCUGUUCUUCGCAUCAUCGGCUUCAAGCUCCUGAGUAUGCUACCUGUCUGGGCAAACUAUCGUCCGUCCACUUUCAUAUACCCCUCAGAAGAAGACAUCAUUGGCAGCACAAGAGUCUUCUCUGCUUUACAACAGAAGCUUCUCAGAGACCAAAAGAUGGCCCUCGCUUGGUACAUUCCUCGCCGCAACGCAACGCCUACUCUUGCUGCUGUCAUACCGGGAGCAGAAAGACUAGAUGAGGAAGGAGUGCAGGCCAUGCCACCAGGUCUGUGGAUUCACGUGCUUCCAUUCGCAGACGACGUCCGUCAGAUACCCGACACGACGGUGGUCCAGGCACCUGAUUCUUUGGUCGACAAGAUGAGGACUGUCGUCCAGCAGCUACAACUACCGAAAGCUGUGUAUGAUCCCAAAAAGUACCCCAACCCCUCUCUGCAGUGGUUCUAUCGCAUAUUGCAAGCUCUAGCUCUGGAAGAAGACUUGCCGGAAAAGCCCGAGGACAAGACUUUACCUCGCUAUCGCCAGAUCGACAAACGGGCAGGCCCUUAUGUCAUCGAAUGGGGUUCUGAGCUCGAGAAACAGUACGAGGUUUGGAAAAAGGCCAACGCUGGUCGUCACACUGCCACGGGUGCGACUAAGCGUGGCUCAGCAGCAGCGGGUGAAAGCGGCAAACGAACCAAGACGACCGCUGAAGGUACCUCCAAGUCGGGCGAUAGCAUCAGCGACGAAGACAUGCGCAAGGCCUUUGAGACAAAUAAGAUCAACAAACUCACUGUUGCAGUCCUCAAAGCUUGGUGCAAAGAGAAGGAUAUCAAGCUGCCGACAGGUGCGAAGAAAGGCGAUGUCGUUGACGAAGUGACGAGCCAUUUCGAGAACAAGAUGGCCAUCUGA